Molecule: messenger RNA, 1746 nt
Organism: Drosophila willistoni
Lineage: Eukaryota; Metazoa; Arthropoda; Insecta; Diptera; Drosophilidae
Exons: 3
Coding region: 362-1528 (388 amino acids)
Source: RefSeq, a predicted model, not a curated record
UGCAUUCAGUUGUAGCCCAUCAUUCCCUCGGCGCACGUCGCACUGAUCGCCUCGCAGUACUCCUGGUACAACCGUCCGACCGACCGACCGACCAAGCAACCAAACAACCAAUCGCCGUUUCAUUAAACAUUUUCAAGUAGUUUUCGAAAACGGAACGAACAACAACAACUAAAAACGAAAAAACAACGCAAUAAGUUUUCCGAUAUUACGAGUUCCACACUGCAUCUAAAUCGGCUUUUCCCUUCGUUACCCUCACUCGUGUUGUUUUUUUUUUUUGCGUAUUUGUGUGUGAAAUAGAACAUAAAUUAGAAAACAAAGAUACUGUAAACAAACCCCAAAAAAGAAAUAAUAUAUACACAAAAUGGGUCGUCUGUUUCAAUAUAAUCGUUUUGGCGCCACGGAUAAUGUCAACAAACGCAAAAAGGAUACACCGAACAAAAACAAGAUGUUAAGACAGGCCAUCAAAUGUCCCGACUAUGCCGACAUUUAUGGCGAAUACCAGAAAAAGCAGCCGCUGAUGGAAAAACUCGAGUUUCCCACUUUGUCUGUGGCAACAACAACACCAGCAGCAACAACAACAGCAGCAGCAGCAGCAGAGGCACAGCUGAGCCGCACUCAUAAGGUUUAUGAUAGCAUGAAGAACUUUUUGCAACGCAAACUAUUUGCAACUUCUACACAAAAAGAUGACUCUAGACAUCAGCUUCAUGCUGAAGAGCCGACAAGUGACUAUGAUGAGCAAGACCUGCUUGACUCUUCCUAUCAAGCUGAUUUAGAGGAAGAUGAUCAGGAGGAUCAAGAUGCCGAUUGCAGUUGUAGCAGCAGCAGUUCAACUUCAACAUCCACAUCAUCAUCGUCAGCGCAAACCUCGCCGAAACGUUCGCCGCAAAAGUCCUUGCUCUCACUUAAUUGCUGGCAAAGUAGCCAGCCUAGUGAUUCGAGUGAGAACAGCAGCCGCGAAGAGGAUGAUGAGGGAAAUCAAGAUGAUACCGAUGCGGGUAUAUCCGAUUGUUGUCAGCUCUUAAAUGACACCAGCUUAAGCAAACGUCGUCCAACACCCACCAAGAAACGUUCGAAAAUUCGCUACAAUCACAACAAUACCGACGAUGAGGAUGACGAAGAGCCUGAAUUACUCGAGUGCUCGUGGUAUCAGCCACGUAUUAGUUCAAAGGCCGCUCAAGAGCAUCUAAUGUCUGCCAAGCCCGGUAGUUUUCUACUCAGACGUAGUACACCCCGACAUUUUGAGUUGUGUUUGCGUUUAGAUCGCAAGGUCAAGAACUUUGCCAUCCAAAAUACACGCAAUCAAAUGUUUUGCCUAAAGGGUGCCAAAAAACAAUUCACCACACUCAAAGCACUAAUAACACAUCAUUCGGUAAUGGCCGAACAAUUGCCCAUGAUUCUGGAUAUGCCACGAGAGCGACAUAUAGUCAAAUCAUCAGCCAUACGAUAUGCAGAUGAUUUUGAACCGCUGGAGUCGCUGCAAUUGCUGGGCAUACUGAAAAGUCUUCAGGCUAAGAAUUUCGAAAUUUAAAAGCGAUAACAACAAAAAGGAAACCAAUUUAAAAUAGAUGAGGAGGAGACAAGGAAAAAAUUCAAAUUCAAACUUUUAUCGGCACUGCAAAGGGAACGAUAGGUGAAAUAUAUUAUACACAUAUUAUAUAUCCACAUAUAUAUGUACAUAAAUUAAGAUUUUGUGAUAUAUAUAUUAGGUUGAGCCAGUUUAAGUAAUUUUAAGUAUUUACUUUAAGU